Molecule: messenger RNA, 1823 nt
Organism: Magnolia sinica
Lineage: Eukaryota; Viridiplantae; Streptophyta; Magnoliopsida; Magnoliales; Magnoliaceae
Product: O-fucosyltransferase 31-like
Exons: 10
Coding region: 71-1690 (539 amino acids)
Source: RefSeq, a predicted model, not a curated record
UUCCGAAGAGCAGCGACAGAUGGCAGAGAGAGGGAGGCUGAUGAGAAAUGAAAGAUGAGAUGGCGCUUCCAUGAAAUCUAGGGUUAGGGUUUCGAGCAGUGGAGGAACACGUUCGGGGUUGGGUUUUGGUCCGGGUCCGUCGAGAAGGAUGAAGUACUAUUACCAGCACCAGUCUCCCAGAAGCGCUUUCUUGGGCCUGAUCGUCCUCCUCCUUCCCGUUUUCUGCCCUAGUCUCUUCUCUCCGCUGGGCCAUGCCUAUCCUUCCAUCUUCUCUGAAUGGAAUGCUCCUAAACCGAAGCACAUGCCACUGUUGAAAGGUGCCUUGCAACGCCAACCGUUGGAUGAACAACAGUCCAAUCUCUGGUCCCCCUUGACUAACCAAGGAUGGAAACCAUGCAUUGAGUCUGCAAAUGCCCCUGUGUUGCCAAAGAAAUCACAGGGAUAUGUCCAGGUAUUUCUUGACGGGGGGUUGAACCAACAGAGAAUGGGGAUCUGUGAUGCAGUUGCUGUUGCUAAAAUUUUGAAUGCGACACUUGUGAUCCCACAUUUCGAAGUAAAUCCCGUAUGGAAAGAUUCAAGCUCAUUCGCGGAGAUAUUCGAUGUGGAUCACUUCAUUGAUGUCUUGAAGGAUGAAAUUUCUAUAGUUAAAGAUUUGCCUAAAGAAUACUCAUGGAGCACACGGGAGUAUUAUGCUACAGCAAUUCGAGCUACAAGAAUUAAAACUGCCCCUGUUCAUGCUUCAGCAAACUGGUACCUGGAGAACGUCUUACCUGUAUUGCAGAGUUAUGGGAUUGCUGCUAUUGCCCCUUUUUCUCAUCGUCUGGCUUUUGACAACAUGCCAAUGGAUAUUCAACGUCUACGAUGCAAAGUCAACUUUCAAGCAUUGACUUUUGUCCCUCAUAUCAAUGCCUUGGGUGAAUCCCUCGUCAGACGCCUGAGGUACCCAUCUAGCAAAGGUGCAGCCAAUGAGUACCCACUGGAGGCAACAAAUGAAAGCAUCAAACCGGCUAAUGGAAAAUUUGUUGUGUUACACCUUCGAUUCGAUAAGGAUAUGGCUGCUCAUUCGGCAUGUGAUUUUGGUGGUGGUAAAGCCGAAAAACUGGCUCUGGCAAAGUACCGCCAAGUUCUUUGGCAAGGGAGGGUCUUGAACUCUCAGUUCACCGAUGAGGAGUUGAGAAGUCAGGGGCGUUGCCCAUUGACCCCGGAAGAGAUUGGGUUGCUGCUGGCUGCUUUAGGCUUCGACAACAACACCCGCCUCUAUCUUGCUUCCCACAAGGUCUACGGUGGGGAGGCGAGGAUUUCGAUGCUGCGCCACCUGUUCCCGUUAAUGGAAGACAAGAAGAGCCUUUCUUCCGCGGAGGAACGGGAAAAGAUCGAAGGGAAGGCUUCCCUGUUAGCUGCGGUUGAUUACUAUGUGAGCAUGCACAGCGACGUGUUCAUAUCUGCGUCUCCUGGCAACAUGCACAAUGCACUGGUGGGUCACCGAACGUAUGAGAACCUAAAGACAAUAAGGCCAAACAUGGCAUUGUUGGGUCAGCUAUUUCUGAAUAAGAGCAUGGGGUGGUCUGAGUUUCAGCAGGCAGUUCGAGAGGGGCACAAGAACAGGCAAGGGCAGAUGAGAGUGAGGAAGGCAAAACAAUCCAUCUAUACAUAUCCUGCACCCGAUUGCAUGUGCCAGGUUGCACAUUAAGUGUCUAGAUGUUGUACUUUUUAAGGUUUGCUUGUAUGUGUGUGCGCGCGCGCUUGUGGUGUGCUGUGUAAUAUGAUUCGCUACCCUUUAUUGCUUUAAGCUGCGCAUAAUAAAGUAUUCCAAUUUCGAUGUA